Molecule: messenger RNA, 2192 nt
Organism: Pneumocystis carinii B80
Lineage: Eukaryota; Fungi; Ascomycota; Pneumocystomycetes; Pneumocystales; Pneumocystaceae
Exons: 5
Coding region: 47-2146 (699 amino acids)
Molecular function (GO): RNA binding
Source: RefSeq, a predicted model, not a curated record
CAUCAGAUGCGAAGAAUCAAUAUUAAGCAAUAGUGAUUAUAAAAAUAUGAAUCAAAAAGAUAAUAUAGAUAAGGAGGGCAUAGAAGGGGAUGAGGAAGAAAAUUUUGUUCCUACUGGGGAAUCUGCAAAUGGAUUCCCAGAAAUAUCUUUAGAAUUGUCGAAUACACAUUAUAAGGAGUUAUUGGAGACAUUACCAAAACCGUAUUCAGAAAAAAAUGAUAAUGAUGAACCGGAAUUUACCUUUGAUUUUGAAAAAAAAAUAGAAAAUCUGCUGCCUAUGAAUAAUGAGAUUCUGGAUAAAAAAUAUACCAUUGUUGAAACUUCAAAUAAACAAAUAUCUGGGUUAAAUAUCCAGGAACAUGUUCCCAGCGUGAUAAACAACAAAAAUGACUAUUCUUUUGCCAACAUGAAUCAGGAUUCAUCAUAUAAAACAAAGAUACAGCCAUUAGAUAAUGACCAAGUGAACCCAGAAAAACAUAGUCCAGUAUUUCAUGAUAUCGACAUAUCUUUACUUUCUAAAACAAUUCAGGAGACAAUCCAACAAAACUGCCAGUUGCUUUCCGAUGCACCUAAUCCCAUUCCCAGCAGCCUCGAUCUUCAAAAACUCCUGGCGAGCUUAUCUCCUGUCCCUAAGACAGACCCACAGUCAGUUACAUUCCAGACAACUGCAAAUAAUCCACUCUCUCCGGAUAUCUUAAAAGCCUUAAAUUCUGUUUCUUCUAUAACCGAUACCAAUUCUGUUAAUUCUUCAUUGAUACAAUAUCCCAAUCACAAAAAUGCUAAUAGUAAUCAUGAUGCUCCAUGUACUCCACAAGAAGACGCCUUAUUUCAGAAAUUUCUUGUAGAUGAAAAACAGAUUAUGUCAAAUACAUCACCACAUGAAUUUCCAUCAGGAUCUCGGAUGUUUAUAGGUAAUUUGCCGACUGAAAAAGUAACAAAAAAAGAUGUUUUUCGUAUUUUUCAUCAAUAUGGACGAUUAGGUCAAAUUGCAUUGAAGCAAGCCUAUGGCUUUGUUCAGUUUUUUUCAUCAGAAGAAUGCCAGAAUGCAAUUAAUGGUGAACAGGGAACUAUGAUUCGCGGGAGAAAGAUGCAUUUAGAAGUUUCAAAACCACAAAAACAUAAAAUUCCUCCUUCUAAUGAUAAAAAAAACUAUCGAGCCAGAUCACGAUCUCCGGAUAUAAGAGAUCGGUCUCCAGCACGUGGAAGAAGUAGAAAUCAUGGACGUGGGAAUCAUGGAUAUGGCAUUUUAUAUGAUCGUGAUAAUAAAAAAGAUCGAUAUAGCUCAAGAGAUGAAUUUAGCAAACGACCAUCAUCUCAAUCUCGAUAUCAUAGAGAUCGAGGAAUUGAUUAUGGAAAAGAUUACAGAUCUGCUUCUCCUGAUCGAUUUCGCAAUUAUUCACAUCAGCAAAUAGAUAAUUUUCCUCUUCCUCGCCGAUAUGGUAAUAACGUUCCAGAAUGCCAAAUUAUUAUUACAGAUGAUACUGACAGGAGUUUUAUUUAUUUUGUUGAAAAGGCUUUUAAAGAGAAAGGUUUUCGUAUAGAUACAUUGUUUUUAUCACCAAGAUUACCAUUGCCUUCUGUUGUUCAACAAAUGAUUAUCGAAGGGAUAAUGGCUAUAAUAUUUCUUAAUAGGCAAUUACAAUCUCAAUCUAAAAUUUCAAUGCAAAUCUUUGAUCGAAAAGCUGAUAGCUCUGAUGUAAAAUUUGACGAAUACGCAAAUAUUGAUGUUCAUGUUGCAGUAGCAUUAGCUCUCCGCAAAAAACAGUCCAUUCUACAAUUAACAAAUGCAUAUGGAAUGUCGAAUUAUAAUAAUACUAGUUUUCAAUCUCAAAAUACACCUUCAUUUGGCAUAGCAAAUUCGGACUUAGCAAAUUUAAUUGGAUCUCUUGAUCCGACAACUCUUCAAAAGGUUAUUGGAGCAUUAACACAAUCAUCUCAGCAAUUGACACCUCAAAUACAGCAUAUGCCUUAUACAUCUUCUCUACAAAUUCCGUAUCAAGGAUCUUCUACCAACCAAAAUUAUCAAAUAAAUCAGGGAAUUGUGCCUUUAAUAACAUCUACAAUAUCUCCGCAAGGACAACAACCUGCUCAGCAAGUCCAGGAUAUUUUAGGACAAUUAGCAAAACUUCAAGGACAACAGAGAUAGAAUUUAGUGUCAAUUUAUGAUCAAAAUAACCAUAUUUUUAUAGAUA